GUCGAGGCCUCCAAUGGCGAGCAACGUGGAUGAGGAGGCGCUGCACCAGCUGUACCUGUGGGUAGACAACAUCCCUCUGUCCCGACCCAAGCGAAACCUCUCUCGGGACUUCAGUGACGGAGUCCUGGUUGCAGAGGUCAUCAAGUUUUACUUCCCCAAGAUGGUGGAGAUGCACAAUUAUGUCCCUGCCAACUCCCUCCAGCAGAAGCUCAGCAACUGGGGUCAUCUGAACAGGAAGGUGCUGAACAAGCUGAACUUCUCAGUCCCGGAGGACGUGAUGCGCAAGAUUGCCCAGUGUGCCCCGGGCGUGGUGGAGCUGGUGCUCAUCCCACUCAGGCAGCGCCUGGAGGAGCGGCAGAGACGAAGGAAGCAGGGCUCUGGCUCCCUGCAGGAGCUGGCUCCCCAAGAUGGCAGUGGCUACAUGGAUGUGGGUUUGUCCCAGAAGGCCCAAAGGGAGAGUGUCCCAGACCCUGAAGCAGGAGCACAGCUCAGGGGGAACCAGCCGCCUGUGCCCCGGCCUCUAGGGCAUAGCCAAGUGCUACAGGGCAACCCAAACUUCAUCCUCCAAAUUGCUGAAAAGGACCAGGAGUUGUUGGCCUCACAGGAGACCGUGCAGGUCCUGCAGAUGAAGGUGAGGCGCUUGGAGCACCUGCUGCAGCUCAAGAAUGUGCGCAUAGAGGACCUCUCCCGCAGGCUGCAGCAGGCUGAGCGGAAACAGCGGAGAAUGGAAUGCUUUCCAGAGCCCAGAAGCCACAUGCGGAGACCUGGCAAGCCCCCCAAAGCAGUGCCCGGCACCUGGGGCCCCUCCUUGGUGCUUCCGGCACUGGGCCUUGGGGGGCAGGCCCCUGGUUCCAUCCACAACCCUAGAACCUGGUCCCCGCAGAGCUCUGAGGACAAGAGCCUCUCCAUCCAGGAUAGCUCUCGCUGCCCUCGGCGAUGGGUGAAGCAGCCCCCUGCAGCUGACCGGCCUCCUUGCCGCUCCAGGGUGGUCACCUGUGACCCAGCUUGGGACUGGCGGCCACAGAAGCUGGAGAGGAAGGGGUGAGGAGUGGGAUCAGCCCAGAAGAGGGGCAACUUAAGAUGUGCCUGUACCGACGGCCUUCCCUGCCUGGGGGCGUGUCCUGUGGGUAGCGUCUGGGGGAUAUGACACAGGGCUGCCCCCAUUAAAGUUGUUGUG
Messenger RNA from Lepus europaeus (European hare), 1177 nucleotides. It is a transcript of the gene SPEF1, whose product is annotated as sperm flagellar 1. The record is from RefSeq and is a predicted model, not a curated record. Bases 14 to 1045 code for a protein of 343 amino acids. Gene Ontology annotation, cellular component: axoneme. Lineage: Eukaryota; Metazoa; Chordata; Mammalia; Lagomorpha; Leporidae. Gene Ontology annotation, biological process: regulation of cytoskeleton organization. Gene Ontology annotation, molecular function: microtubule binding. The transcript is spliced from 8 exons.